This is a messenger RNA of Puccinia graminis f. sp. tritici CRL 75-36-700-3, 2153 nucleotides long. RefSeq lists its product as uncharacterized. Lineage: Eukaryota; Fungi; Basidiomycota; Pucciniomycetes; Pucciniales; Pucciniaceae. The record is from RefSeq and is a predicted model, not a curated record. The transcript has 4 exons. Bases 498 to 1559 code for a protein of 353 amino acids.
GUAUGUAUGUUAAACAUAUCUUUACAUGUAUAGCUAAAGGGACUUGCCCAACCGAUUUUCUCCCCGGCGCACUCUCUAACUCUUUCAUAUGUUUCAUGACUCCCUCCUCUUGUUUCAUUUGGGGUCAGCACUUUCCCCCCCUACCCAUCCCCCCCAUAUCCUUACAUGCCCUCGAUCGAGCGAGCCUCAACGGCGUCAGAAUCAAAAUUUGUCGCACGUCUCAGCCCAGACACACCCUUAAUUGCUCGGCUCUGAAAGUUCAGCCCAUGCAACCCUUCCUUAAAUAAGUACUUGCACUCAACCCCACUCUCUCUGGUCCAGAUCCCCCUUCGCAUUUGUUCCAACUGCCUAUAUUUGCCCUCAUUCCGCUCGGUUAGCUAGGUUCUAGACCCGCUCCCCCUCCCCCACCUCUCAGUCUGGUUAAGACUUGGUGACUUUUUUGGUACUCCCAAUUUCCUACUUAACCUUUCAACACACUCUUUUCCUCCUUUAUUGCCAUGUCGAAGCAACAAACUCAGACCAAGGCCUCCAUCGGGUCGUGCACAAUGGGAAUUUGCAAAUCUUCCUCACAAUCUUCACGACCUCGCUCUUAUUCCCGACCCCCACCGAUAGUCGUACACUCAUGCCAAUCGCAGAAACAGUUGGAGCCCGUCAUGCCAUCCAAAUCACCAUCCCACAAGACCCUUGGGCAUUGCGGGCCAUCGAAGGUCUUGGUCGAACCUCUUGAUUCACCUGCAUUCUUAAAGGGAGACCUGAACUUUACUACUUUUCGGGAGAGGGCAGCACUGGCUAUCGCAGAAUGGGGACCUUCACCCACCAGCUCACAGUUCCCAGCAAGCGAGGUUCGUGCUAUAACCCCUCGGCGCAAUCAAUUCAGUCUUGGGUCAAGCCUGGCUCCCAUUACUCACCAUGGAAUCAAGGUUCCCAGUCCAUCAAAACAUUCCGCUGGGCAUUCUCAUCUUCCGUCGCCUCCGCCCACACCCCUUACCCCUGGCCCUUACUCCCGCCCUCAACAUCGUGAGCAGAGUUCGACCAUCCGCCGCUCGUCCCUCAAGUUCAGUAAGCGUCCUAGGCCCUGCCCACUCCAGCUGAAGCAAUCCAAGAUGCCCGAAAACCCUGAAAAGACAUACCACGAUGAAAUGGAAAAUUUCCGGAACGUCCGCUUUGCAGACGGCUCUCCCCUUCGAGGUUCCACUUGGCACAUCACACAAUACCCCGCCAGACUUGCGUCCCCGCCGAUUUCUGCAGCCAAUCUUAGUCUCGCAGACCUAGUAGAGCUAGAAGCCAUCAAACAAUCUCUUGGCACCUGGUGUGGUGAGAUGAUGGGCUCCCCGAUGCGAGGCUCAUUCAGCCAAUCCUCGGCGUGCUCUUUAUCUGAGUCAGAAGGCCAGAAGAGCUGGGCCACUCCAAACACGCCUUUUCCAAGCUCCGAAAGUUUGACCUCUUCGCCCAUCUCCUGUCCCGAAGAAUUUGAUGACAUCUGGGGCGAUGUCGGGUGGCCCCAAUCACCAGCCUACGAUUCAGAUUGCGAUAGCGAGAUCUUUGAGGGUAUGCAUUGAAAUAUCAAAUGUUGCCCCUACCCCACCUCGCCUCUGGAAUCUUGGCCGUUCUUUCUGGAACAUUGCGUCACAUUCGUUUUUCGCACUUGCCGUUCACUAUUUACUGCUCCUGCGUUCAACUUUAGCCCACUGCUCAUUUCUCGGAUGAACAUUCCCGUUUUCCCACAACCUUGCCGUGCCUUCGUUUCCUCAUUCUUUUUUUAUCUUCUAUAUUGCCAUUUUUACAGGGUGAAUGCUCACAUCCUUCAUUUACUGUGUGUUGCUUCGUUGUAAGUUCAAUAGAUGUACUUUUUGGUUAUUACCGUUCUUUGAUUUAUAGGUGGGGGCUCUUUUUUCAUUUCUAAAGAUGUAGAAGCUAGUUUGCACAGGUUUAGAAGUUCAAGCUGAGGUACUUGUCUUAUUUUGGGUUUGUUUUUUGACAUCCUUUUUUUUACUCCUGAAAACAUAGAUUUUAGUUCUUCUUUCUGUAUGUGUCCUUGCAAGCAUUUCUACAUCCCUUUGCAACUGUGUUGCCAAAUUUUGUUUCUGCUGUUUUUUGGGUUGUUUAACUUUCUCUUGUCUCAAUGUGCAAGAAACAUUUUUGACAUCAAAUAA